Humulus lupulus (European hop) is the source of this 4370-nucleotide messenger RNA. RefSeq lists its product as uncharacterized. The record is from RefSeq and is a predicted model, not a curated record. Gene Ontology annotation, biological process: transcription by RNA polymerase III. The coding region runs from base 758 to 3523 and encodes 921 amino acids. Gene Ontology annotation, cellular component: transcription factor TFIIIC complex. Gene Ontology annotation, molecular function: protein binding. The transcript is spliced from 19 exons. NCBI's taxonomy places the organism in Eukaryota, Viridiplantae, Streptophyta, Magnoliopsida, Rosales, Cannabaceae.
AAUUGCUUCUCCGUUUAAGCAAACAAGCAAAAACCCAAAAAUCCAGAUAUGCCCCAUUCCCCUCCUCCCCCCGAAUAAGUAGACAUCGACGCAUACCCAGAUGACCUCGCCCAGCCGCUCGCAGACGAAGACCGUUUCCGUCCUCCGCAGGGCUUUUAAACUUCCAUCGAUACCUAUCAUUUAACAAUAUAAGUCUACCUUUUUGAGCACACAUUAGAAGAACCCUUGUAUCUCAUUUCAUUUUUGGGCAGAGCACUAUCUCAACCGUACAUACAGAGAAGAAACAAACGUACAAAGAAAUAUUCUCUACAGUUCUUUCUCCUUUAGUUUAUUUGGUUUUAUAAAAACCUCAUAAAAUCCACACCCUGGGGAGUGAAAAGGUUCACAAGGCACGCAUCUCCAAAGGGUACCUCCGAGACACACAUUUAUAUCUAUAUAUUGAUAUGUUUUGGGUCUCUGAUGAUGAUCUAGGGUUUUCGGUCUUCAACUCUUCGAUCUAUGCUUACAUUAUUUCCCCAGGUAUUGUGAAUUUCUCCUCGUUCACAGAGAAAGCCUUAAAUCCCUAAAUAAAAUCUCUAUCUCUCCAAUUGGGUCCUCCGGCCAUCCCGAUUCGCGGGUUCUAUACUCUUUAUCGCUACCAGGUAUCUCUCCAAUUAAGCUAUUCUUCUUUUCGGCUUCCCUAUUCGAACGACAACCAGCGAGCCAUGACCAUUGUUCUCUCUCUGUAAUCAAAGCGCUUAAUUGGUUUUGUUGAUAUAUGAUGGCGGACAAUUUGGGUGACCAUGAGGAGCGUCUUGAAGAAGAAGAAAAAGACGACGUUGAUUACUAUGAAGACGAAGGGGAUGUUGAUGAUGAAAAUGAGGUAACAGAGUAUACGUUCAGAUUCAAGGAAGGUGUGAACCCUUUGGAUUUUGUUGAAGAUAAUGUCUUAACUUCCCAACCUUAUAAGCUAUUCGAACGCCUCGAGUUCGAGUAUGAAGCUCUAGCUGACAAAAAACGAAAAGCACCACCACCACUACCUCCACCUGAUACGCACAGUGAAGGAGCAGGUAAAAAGGCUAGGGUUGAUGAUGAAUUAGGUGCUAGAAAAACAAUGGAGGAGUCUAUCAAAGCUAUCAAUUAUGGCGGUCUUCAGAAGAGAUCUAAACGGCAGCCUAAGAAAAGAGGUAGGCAGAAAGGAUCAAAAAAUAAACCCAAUCGUGAAGUGGCACAAAAGCUUGGUGAGGCUACUCUAUAUUUUGCACACGGCCGUUAUGAAGAGGCCAUAUCUGUGUUGCAUCAGGUUGUUUUACAAGCACCAGUGACUCCUGAUGCAUAUCAUACACUAGGACUUGCCCAUGAUGCAUUGGGUGAUAAGAAGAGAGCCUUAGGUUUCUACUUGCUUGCUGCACAUUUAAUGCCCAAAGAUUCAUCCCUCUGGAAAAUGCUUGUUUACUGGUCAAUAGAAAGAGGAGAUAUUGAUCAAGCAAAUUAUUGCCUUUCUAAAGCAAUUAAAGCAGAUCCUAAAGACAUCCAAUUAAGAUUGCAUCGUGCGUCACUCUAUCUUGAGCUUAGAGACUAUAAAAAGGCCGCCGAAUCAUAUGAUCAGAUACAUCAACUCUCUCCUGAAAAUGUUGAAGCGCUGAAAACAAGCGCGAAGCUGUACAAAAGAUGUGGUCAGCUUGAACAUUCUAUCCACAUUCUUGAGGACUAUCUUAAACGUCAUCCUACUGAGGCUGAUUUAAGUGUAGUUGAUUUGCUGGCUUCCACAUUUAUGGAGACUAAUGACCAUAACAAAGCUCUUCAGCACAUUGAACAUGCUCGGUCAGUCUGCAGUUUGGGAAAAGAGCUGCCUUUGAAUUUGAUGAUUAAAGUGGGACUUUGCCAUGUUCACUUGGGAAAUCUGCAUAGAGCAAAGACUUUUUUUGGUCCUCUGGAAGGGGAGAAUGCUGCUCAUCAUAUUGACUUGGUUACUGAAGUUGCUGACUCAUUAAUGAAUCUUGGGCAUUAUGACUGCGCAUUGAAGUAUUAUCUGAUGUUGGAAGGAACAGCUGGCUGUGACAAAGGAUCUUUACAUCUAAAAAUUGCCCGUUGUUACUUAUCCUUGAAGAAUAGAGUCCAAGCAAUUUUUUUCUUCAAGAAAGCCCUACAUACGCUUGAGGACAAUAUUGAUGCUCGAUUGACCUUGGCUUCCCUUCUUCUUGAAGAAAGUAGAGAUGAUGAAGCAAUUUUGUUGCUAUCUCCCCCAAGGAAUUCAGAUCAUACUGUUCAACAUUCUGAGAAAUCUAAACCAUGGUGGCUACAUGAAAAAGUAAAACUAAAGAUUUGCCAUAUAUACAAAGCAAAAGGAAUGCUUGAGGAAUUUGUCAAUGCAAUCUAUCCUCUGGUUCGUGAGUCAUUAUAUUGUUGUGAAACUCAAAAACAAAAGGUUAAAGUGAGAAAAAGGCUUAAAAUGAGAGAUCUACAUGAAAGAGUCAAAGUACUGGAUAAUCGUGGAGCUGAUAAUUUAUUUCAUGGAUUUAGACCUGUUGCUACUAGUGCAGAUUUGGUGAAAGCUGGCAGAGCAAAGAAGAUGCUUCAGAAGAAAGAGGAAGAGAAAGCCAAGGCACUUGCAGCUGGAGUGGAGUGGCAGUCUGAUGAUGACGCAGAUGAUGAACCUCUGUUACGAGAACAUAGAAAAACCCCUUUGCCUAAUAUUCUUAAAGAUGAAGAGCAUCAUCUUCUUAUCAUCAAUUUAUGUAAGACGUUAGCCACCUUGCAAAGAUUUUCAGAUGCAUUAGAGAUUACAAGUCUCAGUCUGAGAUUGGCAAAUAACACUUUAUCUGGUGAGAAGAAGGAGGAGCUUCGGAUCCUUGGAGCUCAACUAGCGUACAACAUCACAGAACCUAAGCAUGGUUUCGACUAUGUUAAGUACAUUGUUCAGCAGCACCCAUACAGUAUUGCUGCAUGGAACUGCUACUACAAAGUUAUUUCAAGGUUGGAGAAUCGUGAUACAAGACAUUAUAAGUUUCUGCAAAGUAUGCAAGGAAAACUUAAGGAUUGUGUUCCACCCAUUCUUAUUUCUGCACAUCAGUUUACCAGUGGCAGCCACCAUCAAGAUGCUGCGAGGAAGUAUCUUGAAGCCUAUAAACUUUUACCAGAGAAUCCCUUGAUAAAUCUCUGUGUUGGAACUACUUUAAUCAAUUUAGCACUAGGAUUCAGACUUCAAAAUAAACACCAGUGUCUUGCACAAGGCUUAGCCUUCCUAUAUAAUAAUUUAAGGCUUUGUGAAAGUAGCCAGGAAGCUCUGUACAAUAUAGCUCGAGCAUACCAUCAUGUUGGCCUGGUAUCAUUGGCAGCUUCAUAUUAUGAAAAAGUGCUUGCAAUUUGUGAGAAGGAUUACCCCAUGCGCAAUCUUCCAAGUGAGAAUCAAGACACAGAACGUCUGAGGUCUGGUUAUUGCGACCUCCGUAGGGAAGCAGCUUACAAUCUGCAUUUAAUCUAUAAAAGAAGUGGAGCUAUUGAUCUUUCUAGGCAAGUCCUUAAAGAUUAUUGCACCUUUUGAGUCUUCAUGCUGGCAACAAGCAACAACUUAUGGUCUCAUUUUCAGCUCUUUCAUCUCUCCUGCUCUAAAUUCCAGAUUGUGUCUAAUUAUGCCCGUGGUGUUAGGAUCUAGACUGAACUCCUCCUGGAUCCCCUUUGAGGCAAAACCAAGGAUAGGAUCAGUACUGUAAUGAUUCACAACUAAAGCUAUAAACUGAAAAUGGAAAAAUCUGUUACAAGUUGGGUGAGAAGAUGGGAAAACCAACAAAGUGACUAGGACUGUAAUGAAUCACAGAACCAUAGCUAUAAAGAGUUGGGUUGAAGAAGGAAAAAUGUUGUUAUACGUUGGGUGCGAAGAGAAAGGUAGCCUGGUGUUGAGACCUGCCUUGUGUCUGGGCAAAUUAUUUGUCCUACUUGUCAAAGCUUUAAAAAGUUGGGAGGAAAUGUUACAAAGAAAAAUGGAAAGUUAGGAGGAAAUGUUACAAAGAAUAAUGGUGUUUGGACAUGAUUGAGUUGAUGACGAAGUUGAACAAAUCAUUAGUGAUUCUUCCUUGCGAAUCUUCAACUAAUUCAAUCCUUCUUUUUUCUUGCAACACAAUAGGGUUUUGCACUUGCUUUGCAUCUAUGCGGACACCCAUAGCGUUCAUGCAAGCAUGGGUGUGUCUAUGUUUGUCAUAUUAUGAAAAUGAGCAAUAAUAUAUGCAUUUAAAAUAUGCAUCAAAAUAUUGUUUUAAAAUAGCGAAUUUCUAAAUAAGGAGUCUGGUGCAAAAUGAUUCUUAAUGUUGGGUGAAAGUAAGUAAAUGUAUAUUUUUAAUUUUGUAGUAAAAUAGUCAAUUAUAUUUUUUAAUGUUACAUAUGACUAAAUAUGU